GUAGAAGCGGAUUUGAGGCUUGCCGGGCGGGCGGCCCGUGCCCUGAGGCGAUUCUUGCAGCCAUGUCGACUGCGAUGAACUUCGGGAGCAAGAGCUUCAAGCCCAGGCCGCCGGACAAAGGCUCCUUCCCCCUGGAUCAUUUCGGUGAAUGUAAAGCAUUCAAAGAAAAAUAUAUGAGGUGUCUACGAGAGAACAGCUUUGAGAACAGCCUGUGCAGGCAGGAAUCGAAGGAAUACUUAGAAUGCAGAAUGGACAGGCAACUGAUGGCUAGAGAACCACUGGAGAAACUAGGAUUUAAAGACCUCAUAGAAGAGAAAUUUGAAGCCAAGAACGAGAAGUUAUAAUGAAAGGAAGACAAUUCCUGGCUGCCUUUCAUGGAACAACAGAUGCCAAGAUGCUGCGCAGGAGGAAUCGAUCAACUCUAAUGUCUCUGGGAGACGUUCCUGGAAGGAUAUGCCUUGGGACAGGAAGAGAUCAAAUUACUAGAGAUGCGCAGAGCUUCAAAAGUGAUUUCCACUAAGGAAAGGACUGGCCGGCAUUGGUGGAUUUUUUGAAGCUUGCCUCUAUCGGAAUGGUUUUGAGAUCAUUAAACACUGGGCUAAAAAAAUUUAAGAAAAUGGUGACGUGGACUUAGCUUUAUUUUUGGGAUCUGAGGCCCAUUUCCACAGGAGCAGCAAGCUAAUCUUUAUGGGUCAACUUUAUGGGUCAACCUGCUGCCAACAGUGCAGGAGUUUCAAAUCCAAAAAGUAAAUAUCAGAACAUUAACAGAAACGCAGAGGAAAAAAUAACAGCAUCUACAAAUACAAACUUAAAAGUAUUUUCAGUCUCUUAAAUGCUGCUUAUGCUUCGUCUAAAACUCCUUGGAUCCUUGACACAAGCAGGCACCUCCGGAUUGUCCUAUGAAUUCCAGUUUAGGUUAAAUUUGGCAGCAUCUUUAUUAAGAGGCAUCUUUCUGAAGCUUGGAACAAAGAGAAGCCUUUUUUAAAAAUACUAAUUUUUCAGUUCCAAAUUUCAAAUGU
Eublepharis macularius is the source of this 1019-nucleotide messenger RNA. Its product is annotated as cytochrome c oxidase assembly protein COX19. The record is from RefSeq and is a predicted model, not a curated record. The coding region runs from base 63 to 344 and encodes 93 amino acids. Gene Ontology annotation, biological process: mitochondrial respiratory chain complex IV assembly. Gene Ontology annotation, cellular component: mitochondrial intermembrane space. The transcript is spliced from 4 exons. NCBI's taxonomy places the organism in Eukaryota, Metazoa, Chordata, Lepidosauria, Squamata, Eublepharidae.